Messenger RNA from Saccostrea echinata, 1179 nucleotides. RefSeq lists its product as uncharacterized. Bases 1 to 1179 code for a protein of 392 amino acids. The transcript is spliced from 3 exons. Lineage: Eukaryota; Metazoa; Mollusca; Bivalvia; Ostreida; Ostreidae. Gene Ontology annotation, molecular function: protein binding. The record is from RefSeq and is a predicted model, not a curated record.
AUGCGUUCCAUAGAUAAGACACAGAGUAGAGUGGUGAGGUAUUCAGGGACCACAGAGAUUCAGACUAUCCAGUAUGACAGUCAGGGCCGACCUCUGUUUUCAACUGGAGAUAAUCAAACUGUACUUCACCUGACUGAAAACUCUAAUGGAGAUAUCUGUGUUGCUGACCAUGUCGGAGGUGCAGUCAUUGUGGUUAAUUCUUCUGGGGGGCUACAAUUCAACCAUGUUAACAGCACACCGACCGACCACAGUUUAGUUUCGACAGAUUCAGCUACGAUACAUCAUCUUCUUGACAAACAGAUGUCUUACUUGGAGAAAGAGGUGCAACUACUUACAGAAAAGGUUUCGAGUCUGGAAAGGAAUCGGUCCAAUACUGACACUGAAAUGUCGAGUUUAAAGCAAAAACUUAGAGCUAUUGAACAACGCCUUUUGUCCACCGAACAACAGAAUAUUGAACUAGCCCAGAAAUUAAUAUUAGUGGAAGACCUAUGUAACCGUACGAAUAUUAUUAAUCAAAAUUCGAAUCUUCAGGAAGAGAGACUGAAAAAAAUCGAAAGUGACGUAAGCAACACAGUGUUACUAACACGGACAUUGGCUGUCAAUGGUGAAAAAUAUAGAAACAGAACACUGAAUACAGAACAAAACGUGUCACUUUUAAAAGAUGAACUUCGAAAUGUCCAUUUGUUCUUAAUGGAAACAAGCACCAAAUCAGAGGAACUGAAUUCGACUUUAGAAUGGCAUAUAAACAGUACUACACUGAAAAUUCAAAAAGUUGCAGAUAUUCAGAAUCAUGUCGGAUUUACUGCUGGUGUAACAAUUGACAGCUCAUGGGCUGGUUCAACUCUGGUGUUUAACAAACUAAUAUACAGCAAUGGUGGUGGUUUCGAUACCUCAACAGGCGUAUUCACAUCACCUGUUUCAGGGAUGUUUGUUUUUUAUGUUUCCACAGUCUCAAAGUAUGGCAAUGAUCUAUUUCUGGACAUAGUGUUAAAUGGUGCAAAAAAGGUUAGAACAAUGUCAUGGUAUCCAGGUGGCACGCCUCUUAUUCAAACAGGAACAAAUGCUGUUUUUGUAAAGUUACAGACUGGGGACAGGGUUUGGAUUCAAAAGUACAGUGGUGGAACGUAUCACACAUACAGUGAUGCACCGACUGUCACAUUCACUGGAUUUCAGUUAUAA